CGCACAAAAUCUGCGUCAUCGAUGUAAACAAGAAACAUGUCGCACAGACAGACUGAAACGAGAGAGAUGAAUGGACAAGCUGAUGUCGAGGUCGAUUACAAGCGAAAGUAUAAGAAUCUUAAACGAAAAUUAAAGUUUCUUGUUUAUGAACAAGAGUGUUUUCAAGAGGAGUUAAGGAGAGCACAGAGAAAACUACUGAAGGUUUCCAGAGACAAAAGUUUCUUAUUAGACAGACUACUGCAAUAUGAGCGGGUGGAUGAAGACUCUUCUGACUCAGAGGCCACAGUUUCUUCUGAAAACAGUGAAGGAGAAGUCCCUAUAAGAGAGAGAGAAAGAGAAAUUGCAAAAAAACGCAGAAGUAGCCCUGGUGCAUGUCUUCCUUCGUCUUCAUCUCACCUUUCUCUGCUCUCACGAUCCAGUAUGAAUCCUCUGCAGUCUUCAGGUUCUGGGUCCUAUCUCAACACUAUGCCAUUUCCGCCAGAGUAUUUGGCUCCUACGUCUGAUCGAGUGAGGAAAGAGAGAAAAACAAAAACACCAAAAGUCAAGAAGGAAACCACUGGAAAGGUUGUCGCUCCUAAUUACUCGUCUGCCCCCACGUCCUCCCCUGCCGCCAGCGCCCCCUUCAGUUGGGUCCCUCGACAGAUGCUGAGCGGAGACGGAGCAGAAGAGGACGGAGACAGUGAUGCAGACAGUGACAGAGUCGACGAUGACCGCGGGGAGGCAGACGAGGCAGAACUAGUCAUUGAUAUCCCAAAUGAGUGAGGUAUUUACUAAUGACCGAUGAGCUCGAUGAAAUGGACUAUUCUCACUCUCCUUGCUACUUUUAAAAGGAGAAACAAACUCCCCCUGCUGGACACUGGUUAAUCUACAGAAUCUCUGCAAAGACAGUUCACAAGUCAUUUUUAAUCAUUAGCUUACAAGAUCAUUAACAAAUUAUUGACAUGCAUUAGUUUUCACACAACAAUAAUAGCGGAAUUGCUUCUCAAAUUGCUUUUAAUUGUUUAACAUAAUGUACGAACUAUUAUAGGCAGUAUUUUAGUUAUAAAUCAUUGGUGCUCUACUUCAGUUCUCGACAUGUUUAAUUACAGAAUGCUUUUGUUGGCAUGUUUUUGAUAUGUUUGUGUUGUUCAAAAUAAAAAAUAAUGUAAAAUCAAAAUCAU
Molecule: messenger RNA, 1160 nt
Organism: Boleophthalmus pectinirostris (great blue-spotted mudskipper)
Lineage: Eukaryota; Metazoa; Chordata; Actinopteri; Gobiiformes; Gobiidae
Gene: ino80e
Product: INO80 complex subunit E
Biological process (GO): chromatin remodeling
Cellular component (GO): Ino80 complex; nucleus
Source: RefSeq, a predicted model, not a curated record